CGAACUGACAUCACCGCGCGACACCGCCACCCAACGCUGUCUCUGCCGUCCAACCAGUUCCCUUCUCGUCUACCGGACCUGCGCAAGCGAUAUUCAGUAAAAUCACCGCCCCCCUCCAGGAGAAGGAAGAAAAAGAAAAAAAAACACGAGGAGUCAUAAUGUCUGGUUAUUACAACUACAGCCAUCACCAACCAACAGCUACCGCCCCCUCGGUAUCGCACAACCAUCAUGGCGGCCGAAGCCGAAGGGCCCCGCGGCUCUCCGUCUCCCAAAACUCGCAGAAGCAGUUUCGCGGUGUACGGAGCAUGAAGGAGCUUAGUGAAACACCCUCCGUCUCCGCCUUCCGAACCCAAUUCGAAGCGAGCCGAUCUUUCGACCUCGAGGACGAUGUGGAGUUCUGCCCAAAGCUGCUGACGGAGAACGAUUUGGUUUCGAUAAGCAGCGCUUCGUCGGAUCGGUCCUCGCUAUCUAGCAAUUCUCCGAACGCCUCCCCGACGCAACAUCCCCAACAAGUGGCUACCGCUUUUUCUCUUAAUUCUACCUCUCCGGCCUUCAUCCCCCCCGCUUUCCACAGCCACCAGUCGGUCCUGAAGCUGCACGCACCCGCCGCCACGCGGGCACGCAAUGCCAUCCCCAUCAUCAACCCCGCCAACGGCCUGACCAUGUCCAGCCCGCCGCCGUCCGUGUCGCCCGCCCGCUUACAGCACCUCGGCAGGCGGUGGUAGGUGGCCAGUCGUUUCGCUUCCUCUUUUUGGAUGAUGGAAUGACUCGCCAUCUUCACCCGUCUCCGGUUGUCCUGAACAUCUUUCCACACUCAUUCUCCACCAAGCCACUCGCUACCACAUCGUAAUAGCUGUCC
Molecule: messenger RNA, 859 nt
Organism: Durotheca rogersii
Lineage: Eukaryota; Fungi; Ascomycota; Sordariomycetes; Xylariales; Xylariaceae
Exons: 2
Coding region: 159-725 (188 amino acids)
Source: RefSeq, a predicted model, not a curated record